Yamadazyma jaroonii is the source of this 1659-nucleotide messenger RNA. The record is from the annotation of a GenBank genome assembly. NCBI's taxonomy places the organism in Eukaryota, Fungi, Ascomycota, Pichiomycetes, Serinales, Debaryomycetaceae.
AUAUUUAAUUAUUUAUAUUUUAUAUAUGAAGAAGCAACAUUAAUUAAUUUAGGUACAUGAUUAACUAUAGGUAAUUUAGAUAUAAAAUAUGGUUUAUUAUUAGAUAGUUUAUCAUUAUCAGUUAUGGUACCAGUAGGUAUAGUAACAUUAUGUGUAUUAUUUUAUGCUAUAGAAUAUAUGGCACAUGAUCCUAAUCGUAAUCGUUUUUAUAUAAUAUUAAGUGUAUUUGCUAUAUUUAUGACUAUAUUAGUCGUUAGUGAAAACUAUUUAAUGAUGUUUAUAGGUUGAGAAUUUGUAGGAGUUGUAUCAUAUUUAUUAAUAUCUUUCUGAAAUACACGUGUUACAGCUAUGAAAUCAGCUUUAUCAGCUAUAUUAUUAAACCGUAUGGGAGAUACAUUCUUUGUAAUAUGUUUAGGUACAUUAAUAAUAAACUUUAAUGCUUUAGAUUUUGAAACAAUAGAAUUAAUGGCACCACAUAUGAAUACUAAUUUAUUAAACUUUAUAGCAGUUAUGUUAUUAGUAGCUGCUACAGCUAAAAGUGCACAAUUAGGUUUACAUGCUUGAUUAUUAUCAGCUAUGGAAGGACCUACACCAGUUAGUUCAUUAUUACAUGCUGCAACUAUGGUAUGUAGUGGAGUAUUUGUUUUAGUAAGAUCAUGAUAUAUAUUAGAAUAUACACCAUCUAUAUUAAUAGUAAUAUUAUGAUUAGGAGGAUUAACAACAAUAGUUAGUGGUUUAAUAGCUGUAGUUACAAAUGAUAUAAAAAGAGUUAUAGCUUUAUCAACAAUGUCACAAUUAAGUAUGAUGAUGUUAGCUAUAGGAGUAAGUUCUUAUGAAUUAGCUAUAUAUCAUUUAUAUUGUCAUGCAUUCUUUAAAGCUUUAUUAUUUAUGUCAGCAGGAUCUAUAAUACAUAGUGUAAUAUCAGAAACACAAGAUAUGCGUAAAUAUGGAGGUUUAAUAGAUUAUUUACCAUAUAGUUAUACAACAAUGUUAAUAGCUUCAUUAUCUUUAAUGGCUAUACCAGGUUUAACAGGUUAUUAUUCUAAAGAUAUAAUAAUAGAAUCAUUAUAUGGUUCAUAUACUAUAACAGGAUAUAUAAUGUAUUAUAUAGCUACAACAUCAGCUACAUUAACAGCAAUAUAUUCAUUAAGAGUUAUGUAUUUAACAUUCUAUAAUAAUCCUAAUAAUAAUAAAUAUACAUAUGGUUUAGUUCAUGAAAAUGUAAAUAUGGCUAUACCUAUGUUUAUAUUAACUAUAUAUAGUAUAUUUAUAGGUUAUGCUAGAGAUAAUGUAACAUUCCAUAUGGCUAUGGGUAUGCCUUAUACUAAUAGUUUAAUAGAAACAGAAUAUACAUUAACAUCAUUAUAUAAAUUAUUACCUUUAAUAUUAGGUUUAUCAUUAUCUAUAUUAUUAGUAUAUAUAUAUGAAUAUACAUAUAAAAUAAUAAAAUCACCUAUAUAUAAUUAUUUAAACCAACGUAUAUAUUUUGAUCAAUUAUUAAAUAAUUUAGUUAUAAGACCUACUUUAGUUUUAGGUGGUUAUUUAAAUCAUUAUGUUGAUAAUGGUUUAUUAAAAGUAUUAGGUAGUACAGGUAUAUAUAAAUUAUUAAAUUAUAUACCUGUAUUAUUAAUAUUUAAUUUAAUAAUAAUAUUUAUAUAA